Molecule: messenger RNA, 2311 nt
Organism: Nicotiana attenuata
Lineage: Eukaryota; Viridiplantae; Streptophyta; Magnoliopsida; Solanales; Solanaceae
Product: acetolactate synthase 1, chloroplastic-like
Exons: 3
Coding region: 33-1997 (654 amino acids)
Biological process (GO): L-valine biosynthetic process
Cellular component (GO): acetolactate synthase complex
Molecular function (GO): flavin adenine dinucleotide binding; acetolactate synthase activity; thiamine pyrophosphate binding
Source: RefSeq, a predicted model, not a curated record
CUCUCUUAACUUCAUGCAUUUGUCCCUUAACAAUGGCGGCAGCUUCUCCAACUCCUUCUUCUUCCGCUUUCUAUAGCAACCCUCUUACUUCUUCUCCUAAGCUUCUUUCCAGAACCUUCUUCCCUUUUCCACAAACUUCAUUUCCACAUAAAACCUCUUGUCCUCUUACCCUCAGCAACCGCUGUUUUACCAUCACCAACGCUCUCUCAAUAACCCCAAAUAUUGCUCCAACUGUCGAGACAUUUAUUUCCCGAUUUGCCCCUGAUGAACCUAGAAAAGGAUGUGAUGUUCUGGUUGAAGCGCUCGAACGUGAAGGCGUCACCAAUGUAUUUGCUUACCCUGGUGGUACUUCAAUGGAAAUUCACCAGGCUCUCACCCGUUCUCGAACCAUCCGAAAUGUAUUGCCACGUCAUGAACAGGGCGGUAUUUUCGCUGCUGAGGGAUACGCACGCGCCACUGGUUUCCCUGGUGUUUGUAUGGCCACCUCUGGCCCCGGCGCUACUAAUCUUGUUAGCGGUCUUGCUGAUGCUCUCCUUGAUAGUGUUCCAAUUGUUGCUAUUACAGGUCAAGUACCUCGUAUGAUGAUUGGGACUGACGCAUUUCAAGAAACUCCAAUAGUUGAGGUAACAAGAUCAAUUACCAAGCAUAAUUAUCUUGUUAUGAACGUCAAUGAUAUACCCAGGAUUGUGCGCGAAGCGUUUUAUCUAGCACGAUCAGGCCGACCUGGACCGGUUUUAAUUGAUGUUCCUAAAGAUGUUCAGCAACAAAUGGUGAUUCCCAACUGGGAUCAGCCGAUGAAGUUGCGAGGUUACAUUUCCAGAUUUCCUGAUCCACCGAAUAAGAUGCUUUUGGAGCAAAUUGUUAGACUAAUUUCUGAAUCGAAGAGGCCAGUUUUAUAUGUUGGUGGGGGUUGUUUACAAUCAAGCAAGGAGUUAACGCGUUUUGUGGAACUCACAGGUAUUCCGGUGGCCAGUACUUUGAUGGGUUUAGGAGCAUUUCCAACAGGGGAUGAACUUUCACUUCAAAUGCUAGGGAUGCAUGGUACUGUUUAUUCUAACUAUGCUGUGGAUACUAGUGAUCUGCUGCUAGCAUUUGGAGUGAGGUUUGAUGACCGUGUCACGGGUAAAUUAGAAGCUUUUGCAAGCCGAGCAAAGAUUGUUCAUAUUGAUAUUGAUGCUGCCGAGAUUGGAAAGAACAAGCUACCUCAUGUAUCCAUUUGUACAGAUAUUAAGUUAGCAUUACAGGGUUUGAAUUCAAUAUUGGAGCGCGAAAUAGGUAACCUGAAGCUGAAUUUCUCUCCUUGGACGGAAGAGUUGACAGAGCAAAAAUUAAAGUACCCUUUGAAGUAUAAAACUUUUGGUGAAGCCAUUCCUCCACAAUAUGCAAUUCAGGUCCUUGACGAAUUAACUAAUGGGAAUGCCAUAAUAAGUACUGGUGUAGGCCAACACCAGAUGUGGGCUGCUCAAUAUUAUAAGUACAAAAACCCAAGGCAAUGGUUGACUUCUGGUGGAUUAGGUGCAAUGGGAUUUGGAUUGCCUGCUGCGAUUGGAGCAGUUGUUGCACGACCAGAUGCAAUUGUGGUGGACAUUGACGGCGAUGGAAGUUUCAUGAUGAACGUGCAAGAAUUAGCAACAAUUAGAGCGGAGAAUCUUCCUGUUAAGAUGAUGAUUCUGAAUAAUCAACACUUGGGAAUGGUGGUUCAGUGGGAGGAUAGAUUCUAUAAGGCUAAUAGAGCACACACUUAUCUUGGAAAUCCUUCAAAUGAGGCUGAGAUUUUUCCUGAUAUGUUGAAAUUCGUGGAAGCUUGUGAUAUACCUGCUGCUCGGGUGACAAAAAAGACUGAUGUUAGAGCUGCCAUUCAGAAAAUGUUAGACACUCCCGGACCUUACUUGUUGGAUGUGAUUACACCUCACCAGGAACAUGUUUUACCUAUGAUUCCAAGUGGUGCUGCUUUCAAGGAUGUGAUCACGGAGGGCGAUGGGAGAUCUUCCUACUGACUUUCCAAACCAAGACUUCCCACAGAUUCGGAUUUAACCAUAGAAUUAAGGAUCAAAUUGUUUACGAAGAACAUGGGAUACAUAAAAGUAAUAAGAGAGAUGCACGGAUCAAUUAAUAGUAUCUCGUAUUCUUCAAUUUAGAAUGAUGAAUAUAUAGCUAGUUCUAUGCCUUUUAUUACUUUAAAUGAACUUUUAUGAGGAAAACCCAAGAUGGUUUAUCAGUUUGGUUGAUGUUAGUUUGAUGCUGUGGCUUUGCUUAUUGCCGCUACUGUACUAUGAACUAGUAGUUACUACUUAUUAUGUUUGCAUAUGAA